AAACUCGUGGGCUGGCUAUCUAAACCUCAUUUUUGAGCAGCUGUCUCUGUCUAGAUCUGGUUAUUUGCACAUUCAUUGACUAAUUAGUGUCUAUGUCACUAGUUGAAUCAAAACAUCUUUUGAUAUUAUGAUUUGUAGUUUGUCUAGUUGUUUGGCUUUAUGCUUCUUACAUUGGAUAAAUGAGGAAAUGCAGAGAAGCUCACGGGAUUGAAGGUGCGUCCCAAAUCAUAUUCCUUAUUAAUGCUGUUCAGUUGCUCCAGCCUUUUUUAUUUUAGCAUUACUAAUUAUUUUUCAAAAUACAAAUGUCCUGAUGUAUUUACUCGUCCAAGAUGUUCAUUGCACUUUUCGUUUUCAGUCUGUGUUUGAGGAAAACAUUCCAGGAUUUUUCUCCAUAUAAUGGACUUCAAUGGGAACCAGCGGGUUGAAGGCGCCAUGCAGACCCCAGAGGCAGGCGCGGACUCCACGUCCAGCGUGCCGCUCCAGACCAGCGUGCCUGCGGUCAGUGCCCAGCAGGGGGCGUCUCAGGUGCCCGUCCAGCAACAGGCGCAGACUGUUCAACAGGUCCAGCAUGUGUAUCAAACACAGGUGCAGUACGUUCAGGAGGAAAACAACGCCGGUUACACCAACGGGACCAUACGGACGUAUUCAUACUCAGAACCACAGCUGUACAACCAGAACAGCGGCGGGAACUACUUCGACACGCAGGGCAGCUCGGCUCAGGUGAGCUCUCACAGUAUGACCAACAACGGGAACGGUGCUCUGGCCAUGGGGCUGUCAGGAGGACAGAUCAUCAGCAGCUCAGGAGCGUAUCUGAUUGGAGGAAACUCCAUGGAUGGCUCCGCCCCUCACAGCACGGCUCAGACCACUAGAGCCUCCCCCGCCACGAUUGAAAUGGCGAUUGAGACGCUCCAAAAGUCUGAAGGUUUGUCCAGUCAGAGAAGUUCGCUGCUCAACAGCCAUCUGCAAUGGCUCCUGGAUAAUUACGAGACAGCGGAGGGCGUGAGUCUGCCACGCUCCACUCUCUACAGUCACUACCUGCGCCACUGUCAGGAGCAGAAGCUGGAUCCGGUCAACGCUGCGUCUUUCGGGAAGCUCAUCCGCUCCAUCUUCAUGGGGCUGCGCACACGCCGCUUGGGCACCCGAGGGAACUCUAAGUAUCACUAUUACGGGAUUCGCGUGAAGCCGGACUCUCCUCUGAACCGGUUGCAGGAGGACAUGCAGUACAUGGCAUUGAGACAGCAGCCCGUCCAGCAGAAGCAGAGAUUCAAGCCAGUACAGAAGUUGGAUGGCGUUUCGGGGGAGAACUUCUCCACCGGGGGGCAGCACACACCUAACGCUGCGGAGCAGACGUUCAUCGCUCAAAGCCAGCACCAUCAGCAGUUCCUGGACAGGUCCAGAGCUCUGCCAGAGUUCGUCGAACUUGACCUCGGAGAGCCUGUGGAAGGCGUCGGACCUGAAGACGUCAAAGCCCUUCAGACGCUGUACAGAGAGCACUGCGAGGCCAUUUUGGACGUAGUGGUGAACCUUCAGUUCAAUCUCAUCGAGAACCUUUGGCAGACUUUCUGGCGCUAUUCUCCAUCCAGCACCGUGGAGGGCGUCACCAUCACUGAAAACAGUGGUUUGAGCGAGAUCGAGGGCCGCCUGCCGCGGAGCACACUGAUUCUUCUCUGCAGAAACGAGGCAGUGCUCAAGUGGAUGAACACCUGUGAUCACCUGAUGUACCAGGCCCUCGUGGAGAUCCUCAUCCCUGAUGUUCUGAGACCCAUUCCUAGUGCCUUGACUCAAGCCAUCCGUAAUUUUGCCAAAAGCCUUGAGGGCUGGCUCACCAACGCCAUGAGCAGCAUCCCCCAGAGGAUGAUCCAGACCAAGGUUCCCGCUGUUAGUGCCUUCGCUCAGACACUCCGCAGAUACACGUCUCUGAAUCAUCUGGCGCAGGCGGCCCGUGCAGUGCUGCAGAACACCUCCCAGAUCAACCAGAUGCUCAGCGAUCUCAACCGGGUUGACUUUGCCAAUGUUCAGGAGCAGGCCUCGUGGGUGUGCCAGUGUGAAGAGGGCGUAGUUCAACGCCUCGAGCAGGACUUCAAGGCCACCCUCCAGCAGCAGAGCUCUUUGGAACAGUGGGCAGCUUGGCUGGACAACGUGGUCACUCAAAUACUCAAGCCGUAUGAGGAUAAACCCUCCCUCCCCAAAGCUGCACGCCAGUUCCUGCUCAAGUGGUCCUUCUACAGCUCUAUGGUCAUCAGAGACUUGACCCUCCGCAGCGCGGCGAGUUUCGGCUCGUUCCACUUGAUUCGGCUGCUGUAUGACGAGUACAUGUUCUAUCUGGUGGAGCACCGCGUCGCACAGGCCACAGGAGAGACGCCCAUCGGCGUUAUGGGAGAGUUUCAGGACCUGAAUACCAUGUCACCUGCCAACAUCGACAAAGACGAGGUGAGCGAGAUGGACAGUGAUCUGGACGAGGAGAUGGAGGAGUCUGACGAGCCUCUGGCCAAGCGGGAGAAAGCGGAGACGGAGGUCAUCCAGGUGUUGCAGGUGGGAGCCGUGGAGGACGGCAGCGGUGCGGUGGUGAGCGUGGUUCAGUCCAGCAUGCUCAGCACUUUACCCUCGACCGAGCACAUCCUCAGCUCGAGCGGAACCAGCACCAUCCGCCACUGCGGCAGUGUGGGAAACACAUACGCCUCGGUCUGAAAGCCCGUCCGUUUCGCUCUUAUCCCUCAUGAGCGCUUUCUAUCUCUUUCAGUACCAUGUCUCCAAGACAUCUAUUCUUAAAAGCGAAAAUGGAUUUCCACGACAGCUCCAACAAGCUAUUAAAUCAACUUUAUGAUGUGAUGGGAUGCUGAUUGUAAAAUUUAAAGCCCUGAUGUUAGUAGAAAGCAUUAUUGGAUGACCCAGAACUCAAAUCCAAGCCACUAGCUCCACCAGGGAUACCAUUCGCCUAGUUGAUAUUUAAUUACUUCUCUAUUACUGUACUGGUUAUUGUUUACAGUUGGGUUUAGAACAUUGUAAUUGGCCAAAUGUUGCGUGCUGUUUGGUUAGGGAGUGGAAAGUCUCGCUGUGUGUAAGCAGGCUAGACGAGUGUUUCCAAUUGCCUUCUGAUUUAGUCAUGUGGUAGCUCGAGUUUUUUUUUUUUUUUGUCAUUGUACAUAUAUGCUGCAUGUGCGAACUGUAUUGUGGGUCUUUUUCUUUUUACUAAUUGGACCAAAAACACAAGUGUGAGACACAACAGGGCCAUUUCGAAGCUUUGUUGCUUCGGUGCGAUGUUGCAGAACAGAGCGAAUGUCAGGGAUUUUAUGUACCUCGGGUUCAUCUUAGUGCCUUAACCCAAACAACAGCUUUUCAUUUCGUCUGAACCGGUGAGGCGACACCGAAGAGGCCACUUGUGUUUGUACUGUAAACCACACCGCCAGAGAAUAUUCAUAGUAGACAUCUGCCACCCAGUUCAUCACGGUGGACACGUGGCUGGAUUUGUGAUCUGACACUGAGCACCUACAUGAAAAUUCAGGGUCAUGGUAUGCUAAAACGUGUCUGUCACUCACGUACUGCUCCCUAUCUAACGUCAAGGCCCGUUCGUUCCUUCGCCUCUGGAAUCAGGUGAAGUUGUGUGAGCGAAAGCGUGGAUUUGGCCGAGUUGUUUUGUCGUGGUGUGUUUGCCGUCACCCUACCUCACGCCGGUGCUGCCGGUCUUACUCACAAGUCCUGAUGGGAUUGUGUCUCUUCUUUGCUGACCCACAUGUUCUUGUUUUAAGUUCACAUCAGCUGCCCUCCAACAUCACGAUUGGUGGACCAAAAGUUGAUAAAGAGUUUAAACAUUGGGUCCCGUUCACAAACAAGCAGAUUUUACAUUUACGUAAAUUGUACUAGUGAUUUUACCAACCAUUCGUUUCAUGCAGGAGAUCUUUGAUUUUAUAAUUUUUUUAAUCUUCUGCAUGAAUAGAUGAUGAUGGAGUUUAGAGAGUUUUUUUAAUUACUGUGAAAUGAGAAAUGUUAAAUCCUCUUCUGGAGAUCACAGCAUAUAUGUUCAUGUAAAGUUAAGGAUGAACUCUGCUGUUUGGUUUCAGAUUGGUGCGACUAACUAAUGGAUAAUUUUUGUACUUGACCUGUCUAUUGCUGUACUAUUGUGGAAAACACUGGAAAAUUGUAGUUUGAAAACUAAAAAGCAUUAUUUUCUUCACUACUGACGUUAUUUUAAAUGAAUGACUGUGUGCGCCGAAGCGGUUUCAUGCAUCUUUUUAAUCUAAAUGUAUUAUCUUCAUUUUAAUUAACAUUUAAACCAUCCUGAUAGUUACCGCUCACUUGAAGAGAUUCCGUAUGACGCGUCCAAUUUUCUGAUAAUCGUGAUGUUGAUUUAUAUUUAUGUGUGCAAUCUGAAAGUCACCUUUUUAAGCGUAACACCCAGUUACUAAAG
This is a messenger RNA of Carassius carassius (crucian carp), 4405 nucleotides long. RefSeq names its product transcription factor RFX3. The transcript has 17 exons. The coding region runs from base 397 to 2688 and encodes 763 amino acids. Gene Ontology annotation, cellular component: nucleus. The record is from RefSeq and is a predicted model, not a curated record. Gene Ontology annotation, molecular function: RNA polymerase II cis-regulatory region sequence-specific DNA binding; DNA-binding transcription factor activity, RNA polymerase II-specific. Lineage: Eukaryota; Metazoa; Chordata; Actinopteri; Cypriniformes; Cyprinidae. Gene Ontology annotation, biological process: regulation of transcription by RNA polymerase II.